Messenger RNA from Chara braunii, 1662 nucleotides. The record is from the annotation of a GenBank genome assembly. NCBI's taxonomy places the organism in Eukaryota, Viridiplantae, Streptophyta, Charophyceae, Charales, Characeae.
UGGUCGAAGGAGGUAAUGCUGCUUUUGCCGGAAGGUCGUUGUGUUCCGUCGUACCUCGCCAUUCACCCAUCGCAUCCCUUAGAUUUUGGCACGGUGCCACGUUGGCAGAAGGCCACGUGCACUGGUGAACGAUCGGCGCUCCUGCGGCGCGUCCUACUCAACGGAGGGAGGCGCACGGUGUGCGAGCAUACAGAGAAACGGCCGCAAAUCGCCUCGCUACCGUUUGGCGUCUUGCGUUCCUCCUCGUCCUCUCUCUCUCUCUCACUCUCUCUCUCUUCUCCCCGCCUCCUCGCCGCUCGUUUUUACCUCGGAUCGACUUCUCUCGCAGGCACUCCCGUACCCUGCCCCGUCUGCCUGCCUCAAGUUUGCCUUAUCUUACAGUUGGGCUCGUGUGUGCGGCGAGCGGUGCAAACGGGCAGACACACACACGAAGAGAGAGAGAGAGAGAGAGAGAGAGAGAGAGAGAGAGAGAGAGAGAGAGAGAGAGAUGGUAGUUGCAUGUGGAGCGGGAAGCGCGACGUCGAUUCUCGGUCGUGGUGCAACUUGUCGAGCGGCGGCGUCAGGAGUUGUAGCGAUUUCAGAAUGUCAGACCAGCGCGACGGGUUCACCGGCCCCGACUUGGCCAGGUGCAGUCGGGAGCGGAACGGAAUCAUCGUCGGUGUCGGGGUCGGCGGGGUCAUUGCUCGGUCGUCGGGGGCGGGACGAUGCCGGCACGUCAUCAACUUCUCCAUCGUCAGGUAACUUCGGGAAGCGAAGCGGGGGACGACUGAGGUGGGCCAGGUUGCUUCGCACUUGCCACAGAGGAGGAGAAGCGGGAGGAGGGGGAAGAGGAGGAGGAGGAGGAGGUGUUGUCUUUGUGGGAUGGCAGCAUCGACAGCCGGACCGGGAUGUUAGGCUGGGGAUCUCUUCGGUGGCUGUCGGUAUUACUUCGCCGCGGAAGCCAGCGCCUGCGGGUUUUGGCUGCGGAGGUGGUCGGGCGCCAUGCGCGCGCAUUCGCUUAAGGUCGGCGCAGCGGAAGGCUGCAGCAGAGCGCGACGAAGCGUCUGCGUCUGCGUCUGCGAGUGGAGUGAUGGUGGAUGACGCAGCUCAAGGGCGGCUUUUGGAGGGCAUUACCGAAUGGGAAUUAGAUUUUUGCUCCAGGCCCAUUCUAGACGCAAGGGGGAAGAGAUUAUGGGAGCUGGUCGUAUGUGACAAGACCCGGAUGCUGGAAUAUGCCGAAUAUUUCCCCAACAACAAAAUCAAUAGCGCCAAUCUAAAAGACGCUAUUUCGAGAGUGAUGAGGGACUUUACCGUGCAGAAACCCACGAAGAUUCGGUUCUUCCGGUCACAAAUGCAGACGAUCAUUUCCAAGGCAUGCACGGAGCUUGGUAUUCAGCCUGUUCCAAGUCAGCGAGUACGAGUCGGGGAAGCUAGUGCUCGGUAGUUCGAGCCUCGGGAAGGCUCGGCGUACCGGUCGGUCGAGGCUCGGAUAGCUGGGCCAAGUACUGGUGGUUUACACCAAACAGUCCGGACAUGUGGGAUGUUGAUUUCAGGCCAAGAUAAAUGAAGAAUGGGCACCACGGGACCAUGCAUUCAGUAUAAUGCCCAUUGCUGCAGAAUGGACAUAUAGUGGGGAGCUAAAAAAAAAGAGGAAAUGGUCUGAAAUGAAAAGGAUUUAGUGUG